AUGGACGACGCUAUUCUCGACAGAUUUGUAAUGGGCAUGCUCCCAGGUCGAGAGCGUGAAAAGCUGUUCACGCAGAAUGUCGGCGAGCUCACGUUGCCUAAGGCGAUAGACUUGGCGGAGAGCAUCAGGGUUGCUCGCACCGGUGGCGCUGCCGCCGGCCCCGCUGGAGCGCCGGUGGCCACAGAGGCCAGCGGCCAGCUGUUCCAGAUUGAAAAAGCACCUGCGCGCUCGUCUGCUGCGGCGUCUGAUGUACAGUGUUCGGUGUGUGGUAGAUUCAAACAUAGUGCUACAAAGUGUCGGUUUAGAAAUUAUAAGUGUAGGAAGUGUCAAACAAAAGGCCAUCUAAGUAACAUGUGCAAGGCUGUAAAAUAUAUCGAGUCGGAGGAGGUGAACGAAGGUGAUGACGGUUAAUUAUCACGGAGGCGCUGAGAGAACUGAUUUUAAUAUCGAGGACCAGAUAUUAUAUAAAAAAUAUAUAAAUAAAAAUAGAUUUAAUUGGGUAAGAGGAAAAAUAACAAAAAAACUAGGUCAAAGGUUGUACCUAAUAGAAGAUCAAGAAACUCGUCACGUUAUAAAAAAGCAUAUCAACCAAAUCGUUUUAUACAAAGGGAUGCCAACCAAUUCACCCACUACAGAAUGUACGGUGCCCACUAGACAGCUGGCGCCGACCGCACAGGAGCCCACCAUAUUCCUGCCCGUACCGGGCCCAGCAGCCUCCACGAGUGUCAACGCGACAUCCACGACGCCUCCCGGAGAACCUGAUGGCUUGGAUACUCUUCAUCCAGCGGAGAGGGAAGAGGGUGAUAG
Molecule: messenger RNA, 807 nt
Organism: Leguminivora glycinivorella
Lineage: Eukaryota; Metazoa; Arthropoda; Insecta; Lepidoptera; Tortricidae
Exons: 2
Coding region: 1-411 (136 amino acids)
Molecular function (GO): nucleic acid binding; zinc ion binding
Source: RefSeq, a predicted model, not a curated record